Molecule: messenger RNA, 1326 nt
Organism: Lachancea mirantina
Lineage: Eukaryota; Fungi; Ascomycota; Saccharomycetes; Saccharomycetales; Saccharomycetaceae
Source: the annotation of a GenBank genome assembly
AUGUCCAGGGACGCUCCAAUCAAGGCUGAUAAAGACUUUAGUGAAACUCUGCAUGAUGAGUUUCCCAAGAUCGAGAUUUUGGCUCAGAAAGACGUAACAGGAGCAGUUGAAAAACUGCUGGUUUUGGAAAAGCAGACGAGACAAGCGUCGGAUUUAGAAUCUUCGAAAAAGGUUCUGGUCCGGAUUGUAGAUCUGCUGGUGGACAAUAACAGAUGGGAUGAAUUGGACGAUCAAUUGAUGCUGCUGUCGAAAAAACACGGGCAGCUCAAAAUGUCGGUUCAAACCAUGAUACAGCAGAUAAUGGAGAGACUCAGGGAUGUGAAAGAUCUCAAAACUAAAAUAAAGGCCAUUGAGACGAUAAGAACGGUGACCGAAAACAAGAUCUUUGUUGAAGUCGAAAGAGCCCGCGUUACCAGAGAGCUAACGCAUAUCAGACGAGAACAAGGUAAAAUCGACGAAGCUGCCGAGCUUUUAUGUGCUUUACAGGUAGAGACGUUUGGAUCGAUGGAAAUGUACGAAAAAAUUCAAUUUAUUAUGGAACAAAUGGAAUUGAGUAUCUUGAAGGGAGAUUUCUCGCAGGCCGCAGUAUUGUCACGCAAAAUAUUGAAGAAGACUAUAAAGAAUGAUAAGUACGCUGCGCUGAAGCUCGAAUAUUAUAAUUUACUUAUUAAAAUCGGACUUCACAAUGCGGAUUACUUGCAAGUAGCCCAGUACUAUCAGGAAAUUUACAACACCAACUCGGUGAGACAAGAUGAAGCUCUAUGGAAAGAUGCGCUUUCACACGUGGUUUCGUUCCUGGUUUUGGCCCCUUACGACAAUUUGCAAAAUGAUCUCAUUCACAAGAUACAGCUUGACAAUAAUCUGAAAAAACUAGAGGACCAGGAGUCCCUUGUCAAGCUUUUCACAACUACGGAGUUGAUGAGGUGGCCUAUUGUGCAGCAGAAAUACGAACCCAUUUUGAAAAGCGACAGGGUAGCGUUUGGGUCCAACUCGGCUCAUUGGAGCGAUUUGCAUAAGCGUGUAAUUGAACACAACUUGCGAGUCAUUUCCAAAUACUACACCAGGAUUAACCUUUCGAGAGUAAAUGAACUCCUGGAUUUGAGCGAAGCCGAGACAGAGCAAUUCAUCAGCACGUUGGUAAACCAGGGCAUCAUAUAUGCCAAAAUUAACAGACCUGCAAAAAUUGUGACAUUUGGCAGACCCAAAAAUUCGAGUCUUCUUCUGAACGAAUGGUCUCAGAACGUUGACAACUUACUAGAACAAAUCGAGACCAUUGGUCAUCUGAUCACCAAAGAAGAGAUUUUGCAUGAUCUAAAGAGUAAAUAG